This is a messenger RNA of Myodes glareolus (Bank vole), 2910 nucleotides long. NCBI's taxonomy places the organism in Eukaryota, Metazoa, Chordata, Mammalia, Rodentia, Cricetidae. The record is from RefSeq and is a predicted model, not a curated record.
UCUCUCUAGCAGAAGAGAAUCACAAGAGAUAGCCGAGCGGAUCGGAGGACUGAAGCGGGACAGGAUUCGGAAUCCAGGAGGGAAAGUAGCGAGGGACACUGGGGACAGAGGGGAGGAGCUGGAGAGGCCCGCAGAGGGGGCGGGGCUGAAGCCGGGGGCGGGCCGACAGACUCGACCUUUUGGGCUUGGCGGUGGCGCAGCGCGUCGCCAAGUCCGGGGAUACCUUCGCCCUUCCCGCCCUGAGACCCACGAACGCUUUCCUCAGUCUGCAGCACCCAGUUCGGGGCCACUGGGGGCGUGGCCCGACGGCGGGUCUCACCAGAACAGCCCGGGUGCUUGCGCUUUGCCAGGCUGAGACCUCACUCCUAAACCAGCAGCUAGACAGGGACCCCAAGUGAACUCGGUAAGAACUCGGGUGGCCCGCAAAGUCCUAGGAAAACUUUGGGGCUCUGCCGAGAGGCCACUUGAUGGAAACGUACACUUCCCUCCCUUUGCCCUCUGAUUCAGAGAUGCCUUCCCACUCUACUGCUCGCUAGUGCCUAGGACCUCUGGGGCUCAUCUUUCCAAGAAUGGGUGUUGUUUGGGGAGGUUGAACCCCUGAGUUAGGUUGCAUCUGGGGCGAGAGGCGGGAGCCAGUGUUUGACCCGAUAUUAUCUGAAAGGAGAGAAGGGGAACUAUGGGAGGAAACCAGCGUGUUAGUAAGAUGGGGUCCAAUGGUAGCUGGGGGUGAAUCAGGUUGCUCAGAGGUGAGGGACAGGAAGGGUGACGGGUAGAAGUCUGAUUUCUGAGUUAUUUUUGUGCCAGAGAGUUCCAUGCAAACUAGAACUAAUCCGGAAGAGGGUACAAGCCCCAUUCUAGGGCCCCAGAGACCCCCUCUCCCCCUUGUUUUGUGGAGCUGAAACAGUGCUGCUAAGGGGUGUGGCUGUUCCUACCCCUGAGUGUGGACGUCCAUCCUGGCCACCUUCCACAGGAAACCUGCCCUGAGGGACUAACAGGAAGGAAACAGCUUGCGACCUCAUCCAGAGCGGAGUCCAUCUUUUCUCUGCAUCAGUAGUGAGUCCCACCCGAAGACACCGUGAUCCCAUUUCAACUGUUCCUAAAGAGGUGCACUGGGACCAGUCAUUAAAAUUGCUGCUAUAAAGUGGGGUGUGGUGGUGCAUGCUUUGGAUCUCUGCACUUUGGAGGUUGAGGCAGGAGGAUCAGGAGUUCAAGGCCAGUCUUGGCUCUGUGAGACCCUGUUUCAUGCUGCUAUAAGGACAGGUGGUAUAGCUUGGUGGAAGAGGGCUUGUCUGGUUUGUGAGGGGCUAUGGGUUUGGUCAGAGAGAAUGAAUUUUCUUGUACCCUUGAGGCAUUUUAGACUAGAUGAGACACUGGUACUAAUUUGGGGCACUGACUAUACUUCCUUUGAGAAUUCAGGAAAGGAGAACUGGUACAGGCCAGAGAAGCUGAGGAGGAUUCCUGGCAAGGAGGCCUUCAGCCAGGCUCCAGAAGAGCAGCCUGAGUAAGACAGACGGUCACCAGUGUCAGUUCAGAAUUGACUGGUCCCUCCAGCAGGACAGUUCUAUGUUCAGAGAGCCGGACAGUGACGCAGGCCAGCAGCCAGCAGAGGGCGAUGAGGACAACUCUGUUCAGGCUCCUCCAGGAUCAAGCUUGGGCCCACCUUGCCUGGAUACCAACCAAGCCUCAAGCUGGCCUGGAUUUCGGACCCUGCUGCAGCAGUUUCCUCCACAGGACAGUGAUGAGCGCUACUGUCUGGCCCUGGGGGAGGAGGAACUGACCCAACUGCGGCUCUUCUGUGCCCAGCGGAAGCAGAAAUCCAUGGGACAGGGGGUGGCCCGCUUGUUACCUCCCAAGCUUGAAGGGUACACCUGUGAGAAGUGCAAGAAGCUGCUGAAUCCAGGAGAGUAUGGAGUGUUUGCGGCCAGGGCUGGUGAGCAGUGCUGCUGGCACAGACCCUGUUUUACUUGCCAGGCCUGUGGUCAGGCCCUGAUAAACCUCAUCUACUUUUACCACGAUGGGCAUCUCUACUGUGGCCGCCAUCAUGCAGAGCUGCUGCGACCUCGCUGUCCUGCUUGUGACCAGCUGAUCUUCUCUCAGCGCUGUACCGAGGCCGAAGGACAGCGCUGGCACGAGAACCACUUCUGCUGCCAAGACUGCGCCGGGCCUCUGGGUGCAGGACGUUAUGCCCUGCCUGGGGGCAGCCCCUGCUGCCCCAGCUGCUUCGUGAGCCGCUACCGGAGUGCAGAUUCUAGCUCAGUAGAGGCACUGGAAGGGCUAGCGUCCUUUGGGGAAACAGAAUCCGAUCCAAGCGUCGGCUGGAACGGUGCCUCCUCGGAUGACAAGAUCACCUCGCAAGUUACACUUCCCUCUACAGUCGCCAGCUCCACUCUGGAAACCCUGAGUGGGGCGUCCAAAGAGCAGGGCCGAGAGCGCCCAAAGACCCCUGGAAACGCCAAAGAGCACAUCCCCUGCCCCACCUGCUCCUCUUCCUCUGAGUCGGAACCCGAAGGCUUUUUCUUGGGCCAGCGCCUUCCAGGUCCCUGGAAGACCCCCAAAAACCUCCAGACAGAUGACAGAGACAUCUCCAGGAAGCACUGCACCAUUUGUUAGUGGGGCGGCCCAGAGAUCAGAGUAGUGAGAUGGGGAAACCUAUGAAACAGGAUAACAAGACUCUGUGUAAAAAACCCGAGACUGAAGGCAAUCAGACACGCGGGACAGUCCCAUCCACAUUGCACGUUCUCUAAUCUGUAUAAAAGUUUCUUGGGGAAACACCACUGCCCAGAACUUCCUGAGUGGAGCUAGCCCCUAUCCCCACCCACCGUCAGCACCUUGCUUAAAUUAACGGAAUGGUGGCGCUACACAGGUAACAGGCUCCAGGCACCGGGAGGUGGGGCAGCAAGCACCUGUUCC